UUGGAUACCACCUAAUUCUCAGAUCUCCGGCCAAAACAUGCAUAAACUACGAAAAACAAAAUUAAUUAUUGAAUUUGUGACGGAUUUUCAGAGGCAAAUCCCGCGCGUAAUCGGAUUUUCCCACGCAGCCCACGUUUUGAAGCAGAACGGAUGUUCUGAAAUCUGAAAGCAGGAAAGAAAUGAAAUGGGACUGGAUUUAAAUCUUUGAGCUUUUCCAGUGUUCAAAUUUGGGGUUCUGUAAGUAAUGCUAUGGCGGGGCUCUAAAGGCCUACAGUUGAGGGGCAGGCCACAGAGGAGUGCAUGUAUUCCCGGUUGACCCAGGUUCGAUUCUCGUCACUCCACUCACCGGAUUCGGCGAAGUACAUCACGCAUGCUGGGGUUUUUUUAACUUGUCGGCCAGAAUCAGACUUUACUUGAAACUAUAGAAAGGAGAUUUUGAGAAGAGAAAACUGAAGUUACCUUUGGUAAAAUAAAUCUACAGGAAGAGUUUCUUUUGUUUACGGCUUGGAGCUUGCUUCUGGAAGGUGGAACUUUCCUCGCAAAUCUUGAUAAAACAUUGGUCAAGUCAAACUUGUAUCUCUGUGAAGGAUAGAUUUAGCAAUUUUCGUUUUUAAGGAUCUCAGCGCUUUUUAGAUGGUAGCUUUUCUAGUGUUCGUUAGAUUUUCUGGCGUUAAUUUUGACAUAAAAAAUUUCGUCUUUGUGAAAAUCUCAGCUCUUUGGGAAGGCCGCCACAGAGUCAACACGGAGUAUAGUGGUGGAAUUAUAUAUGAGGAAGUGCCGAUUGGUCUCUGCUAGUGCCUUGUUCGUGAGAAAAUGAACUUUAGAGCAUUUAAAAAUGCAGGGCCAUGAGCGUCUGUUAGCAACACCAAGGAUCAAUAGAAGCAUCCGGAAAUGGCGGCAGAAUCGAAGCAGUACCAUAGCAAUAGUGGCAAUAGCUCUAGCCUUGGCAACGUUCACAUGGCUUUCUGUAGUUUUUUCUCCAGCACGGUCUCAUUUGCAAGAGUGGCAGGGUAGCCCCUUGGCCUUUCCUUGGGAGCCCUUCGGACAUGACGAAGAAGAAGAAGCGCAGGACCAAGACUCUGGUUCUAUGGCUAUAACGGGCAAUAUGACCGGGGCAUUUAUGCACUCAACCGAUAGAUCGAAGAGGUCAUUUAAGGCCGGGAACCUGAGCUUAGACCAAGUUGUAUUUGGCAUAGGUGGAUCGGCCCAGUAUUGGGACAAGCGCAAGGAAUUCGUAAAGCUAUGGUUCGAACCUCAGCGAAUGCGUGGGUUUGUUUGGCUGGAGGAACCUGUUAAACCCGAUCCCUUGGAUGCCUUACCGCCGGUCAAAUUGUCCGACGAUAUAUCUCGUUUUGCUUAUACAAACCCCAAGGGCCAUCCUUCUGGUGUUCGUAUUGCCAGAGUUGUACAGGAGACCUUCAGGCUAGGGUUGCAGAAUGUCCAUUGGUUUGUUUUGGGGGAUGAUGAUACUGUCUUCAACGUGCAUAAUUUAAUUAGGGUUUUGAGUAAAUAUGACCCCUCUGAGAUGCACUAUAUAGGGAGCCCUUCGGAAAGCCACUCGGCAAAUGCUUAUUUCAGUCAGAAUAUGGCGUUUGGGGGCGGUGGCAUUGCCAUCAGUUAUCCGCUGGCUGAGGUUUUGAGUAACAUGGAGGAUGCUUGUUUAGAGCGAUAUGCAGAGUUGUAUGGCAGUGAUGAUAGGCUGCAUGCUUGUAUUUCUGAGCUUGGGAUUCCCCUUACCAGGGAGCCUGGAUUCCAUCAGUGGGAUGUUCGAGGCAAUGCAUUUGGACUUUUGGCCGGUCACCCUGUUGCACCGUUUGUUUCUAUGCAUCACUUGGAAGCUGUUGAUCCUGUCUUCCCUCAGCAUAAUUCAUUGGAUGGACUUAAACUUCUUGUCAAAGCCAUGAAGACUGAGCCCACCAGCUUUCUGCAGCGUUCAAUUUGCUAUGACCACAAGAGGCGAUUAUCCUUUUCUGUAUCAAAUGGCUAUGUUGUCCAGGUUUUUCCAAAGAUAAUUCUUCCUCGUGAGCUCGACCGUGUUGAACGCACAUUCAAGGCCUGGAACAGAAGGGACAGGGCUGAUGAUUUCGACAUUGAUACAAGAGCUCCGUACAAAUCAAUUUGCAGUAAGCCAUUCCUGUUUUUCCUGAAAGAUGUACACAAUGUAGGAGGAAGCAAAAUUGUAAGCUACUACAAGCGAGAUAAUGUAUCCAAUAAUCUGAAUAGAAGGGCAUUUUGUCUGUCCUCGGCUCUUCCUGUUCAUGAAACUCAGGAAAUUGAAGUUGUGAGCAGGCCCAUGCCUAGUCAAUGGCAUCUGUUGCCAAGAAGGCAGUGCUGUAAAUUGAAAGAGACAAAGAACAAAGUGCUGGGACUAACAGUCGGGCCCUGUGCGCAAGGAAAAAGUCGAUAUAUUUUGUAAGUUUGAGUCAAUAUGACAUGGGCUCAAAUUUUAAACAGGUCCAGAUAGAAUCAGCUUGUCUUUUGAAGGCAACGCAUUUUAUGCACCUCAAAGUUAUUUGCCAAAUUCCAUCUGCACUUUCAAUUAGUAAAAAUGCCUGGUAAAUUGGAGUUUUUUCUUCUGUUCUACCUGAAGAUUUCUUAGGAAUCUUUCAUUGGAGGAGAAGAAGAGCUUGAUGGCAAGCAGUCUCUUGGUAAAAUGACAAGUUUGUGGGGUAUUUUUCAGCAUCGUAAUCUCCAAUCUUUACAACUAAGAGUGUCUUAUGAGUGUAUUCUUUAUGCUGCUGGCAGUUUGUUCGGACUCCCUGCAAGGCUUUUUUUAAAAAGCUCGAGAUCAUUAAUUUGUGUUUGUAACAUAUUCUUUGCUUCCCUUGUUUGUUUGGGAAGUGCUCAUGAUAUUACCAACAUUUAGAUGGCCAUCACAUCGAAAACAUAAUUGUGGUCAAAAUUGGUAUAUGGAGAGAAUUUCAUUUUUGGUCUUACUGUCAUAAUCAUUAGGGAUAUCCUGUUGUGCAAUAAAGAAAAUUUUGAAAUUUUGUAGUUC
Molecule: messenger RNA, 2998 nt
Organism: Cryptomeria japonica (Japanese cedar)
Lineage: Eukaryota; Viridiplantae; Streptophyta; Pinopsida; Cupressales; Cupressaceae
Exons: 3
Coding region: 836-2416 (526 amino acids)
Molecular function (GO): acetylglucosaminyltransferase activity
Source: RefSeq, a predicted model, not a curated record